AGGGCGAAGGCCAAAGCUCGAGCUCCCAUGGGCGAACGAUCUACCUCUCAAACCCCUCGUCUGGUCGAUUCUGCUAUCGCGCCCGCUGGCGCAUCCACCAACGCGGCCAUUCGCGCCGCCGCCACCUCCAAGAUCCCCUUUCGCCCUCGGAAAAUCCGCAGAAUUUCUUCCUCCGCCCCAGAGAUGACCAACGACUCGCCGAAGAAGACCCUCGCCGUCCGCGUGAUUCCCCGCCCUCUGUCUUCUGAAGGCGAGGUCUCCGUCUCCAUAAGCCACCUACGCGCCGUCGAUCCCCUCCUCUCCGCGGUGAUUGAUGCCCACGAUCCCCCCACCUUCCAGUGUCUCAUCUCGCCGUUCCACUCUCUGGCCCGCAGCAUUCUCUACCAGCAGCUAGCCGUGAAGGCGGCAUCCUCCAUCUAUGGCCGCUUUGUCGCCCUUUGCGGAGGCGAGGCUAGCGUCGUCCCCGAUGUGAUUCUCUCUCUCACCACGCAGCAGCUUCGCCAGAUCGGCGUCUCCGAGCGCAAGGCAUCGUACUUACACGACCUUUCGCGAAAGUACCAUGGGGGAAUACUGUCUGACGCAAGCAUAGUCGCAAUGGAUGAUAAGUCUCUCUUCUCCAUGCUCACCAUGGUCAAAGGCAUCGGCGCCUGGUCCGUCCAUAUGUUCAUGAUGUUUUGCCUCCACCGUCCGGACGUUCUUCCCGUUGGCGACCUUGGUGUUCGCAAGGGCGUUCAGAUUCUCUACGGCCUCGAUGAGGUCCCGCGGCCUUCGCAAAUGGAGCAGCUUUGCGAUCGGUGGAGACCUUAUAGAUCUGUCGGCUCCUGGUAUAUGUGGCGAGUGGUCGAGACCAAGAACAAUUCCAACUUGGCUUCGCCAAACGCUGGAGCACUCACUAUGUCAACCGUAGCACUGGCAGAUGUGCAACAGCAGGAACAUAAACAAACCCUACAAGAGCAAAUGGUUGAUUCAUAUCAGAUGCUUCCGCAAUCUUGGUCGAAGUCCAUUUCACCUACUGGUGGAGCUCACGCUGCACCUAGCCGCUCGCUGGACACUGUACGUGACUAUGCACCGACGGUGGCCGUGAUUUCAUGGUUGUGAUUUUGUGGCCAUGUGGUCCCAACGGCUGCUAUCUGCCGUUUGAUAUGUUGAUCACUAUAAGGUCAGAAUUGGCUAUCACUUCUAUGUCAGGAAAUUGCUGUCGUUUGAUAAACUGUCAAGUCUUUUGAUGAACCGAGAGAUCAUCAUACAGCAGAUGCAUGAGUACUUGUUUGAUUCUGUUGCUGGAGCGACACAGACGGGUUGCAUUGGAUAUUAUGUCAACGUGCAAAAAUAACUUGGAUGGUUCUUAAUUAUCACUCUCUGUUUCUGGCAAUCACGACUACAGGAACUGUACGAUACGAGGAAGGCGAGGUACAUUAAAUCACUAUAAGUUUAUGUUUUGAGUUCAUGUGUCUGUUUGUUUCCUGAGGAAGAUGAAUUGGAUCAGCAAGGCUUGGAAUGAUUACUUCCUUUGUCAUUUACUCUGGUAAUAACUGGCCAUGCAUUAUCAAUAUGA
Messenger RNA from Zingiber officinale, 1555 nucleotides. RefSeq names its product alkylbase DNA glycosidase-like protein mag2. The transcript has 2 exons. Lineage: Eukaryota; Viridiplantae; Streptophyta; Magnoliopsida; Zingiberales; Zingiberaceae. Bases 28 to 1098 code for a protein of 356 amino acids. The record is from RefSeq and is a predicted model, not a curated record. Gene Ontology annotation, molecular function: DNA-7-methylguanine glycosylase activity; alkylated DNA binding; DNA-3-methyladenine glycosylase activity. Gene Ontology annotation, biological process: base-excision repair, AP site formation; base-excision repair; DNA alkylation repair. Gene Ontology annotation, cellular component: nucleus; protein-DNA complex.